Molecule: messenger RNA, 2404 nt
Organism: Cotesia glomerata
Lineage: Eukaryota; Metazoa; Arthropoda; Insecta; Hymenoptera; Braconidae
Product: neprilysin-2-like
Exons: 6
Coding region: 209-2266 (685 amino acids)
Biological process (GO): protein processing
Cellular component (GO): plasma membrane
Molecular function (GO): metalloendopeptidase activity
Source: RefSeq, a predicted model, not a curated record
AGCUUACGUCAACGUCAAUUACGGAAUGACGUCUGCUAAAUUGAAUUAGCUGACGAAACUUAACACUUCCUUAACUAGCAAUCAGUUCAAUGAGAUAAUAUCAUUGUGACUCAUACGAUUAUUUAAACAAUCAUCAAUUUGUUAGCACUGCUACUAUAAGUUUUGAGGAAAGCGUUCACUAAUCCUUAGUUGAAUCUUCCGCUCUGGGAUGAUCGAAGCUGCUCCAGUUCUAGUUUUUCGGUCGAAAUCCGUCACAAUGAUUUGGAUCCUAACCUUCCUAGCCGUUUAUGCUGGCUCAAUUCCAGUACUUGAAGCAGCAGUAUGCAGCAGCGUCGCUUGCAACAAUGAAGCGGAGAGAAUCAUCAAAUUCCGUGAUGUCAGCGUAAAACCAUGCGACAAUUUCUUCCGAUUCGUCUGUGGGAAGUUUAAUCAGCCUGAAUGGAUCCAAAACCAUAAAAUGGACCCACUGGCACGAAUAGACGCUGAGAUGUUGAUAAAAGAUACAACGGGUUCUUCUUCCAAGCCCUACCAGUUUGCGGAUGAUCUUUACAGGAACUGCAUGGAUCCUAUUCUUUCAGAUUCUCUUGGAGACAAAGAUGAAUAUCUGCUCAUCUUGCACCUGAACACCUUUUUCAGGUCGUUGACCUUCAAAGAAGACAAGCCAACUGAGGCAAACUUUGAUUGGAUUGGAUUCGCGGCCACUGCUAAGAAACUUGGAUUCACCACCAACUACUUCCUGGACUUCAAACCUAUCCCUACUUACGAUGGUCAGAACAGUUCGUUGAGAUACUCCAUCCAGAUGGCUCCAUCAUACUUCGAUCCUUUGGUAGAUGGCAAUAACGCCACGCAAAGAAAAAUGUACCUCCAGUAUAUCUCUGACAUAAGACGGCUCAUAAAUGAAGACGUUGAUCAAAAGCAUCUGAAGAACUUCUAUGACUUCGAAUGCAAAUUGGCAGACAUAACAGUUCCAGAAAGUAAGUAUCACACUGAUGACAUCACCAUUGAAGAUCUGCAGAAGCGUUGGCCGAGGAUCGAUUGGAAGCGAUUGGUUGAUGAAGUCUUGAUGCCUCUUGUUGAUCCGAAUGAAAAACCUGUCUUAACAGUUUGGAAUGACGAUGCUUUGACCAAGUUUGAAAAGCUGAUGAAAGAGACACCUGGACUUGUUUAUGCUCACUACUCUAUCUGGAAGGCCACGCAAUUUGGCGUUCCGUUCUUCAAGAAAGAAGUCAGGGAAGCACACAAAGCUUUCCAUCGUCAACUGGGUUAUUCGGAUAAGCCGAGAAAAGUUGUUUGCGAAGAAGCGGUCAAGAAGUAUGCGCAGUAUGCUAUCCAGCAUAUGUAUCUAACCAACCACAAGAAGAGUGUUGAGGUUAUUGAAGAUAUGACCACGGCUAUCAAGAAGGAGAUGAUCAAAAUUAUCGAGGAGUCUAAGAUUUUGAACAAGGACGAGAAACAAGAGGGAAUUGAUAUCUUGGAAGAUAUGCCAGUUACCAUUGGGCCGUCGUCAAACUUGACAGAUUCUAAGAAAUUGGAAAACUUUUAUGAAGGAGUUGAGGUUUUUAAAGACAAUUAUCUGGAGACUAUCUUGAAGUUGAACGUCUUUAUGGCCAAAAAGGAGUAUAGUAACGCAGUUCAUAAGGAAUUCUUUCAGUAUAUGGUGAAGGGUAUUCACUUUCCAGGACUUCCGGAUAACUAUGCUGGGCAUCUUUACAUUCCGCUGAAUAUGAUACCAAGUGAGUCAUUUGACGCAGACCGUCCAAUGUACUUGAACUACGGUGCUGCUGGAGCAUUCAUAGCUCGAGAAAUGUUUAAAAGUCUGAGUCAUCUUGGAAGACAGUGGCUAGACAAUGGAACAGAGCUUGCAAAUGAUCACCUGGAUUGCUUCCGUAACCAAACUGUGAAGAUCUCAGAGCCUUAUCUAAGGAAAGUUAUAAGACACCACGCAGAAAAAGAUUACAUCAGCUACAACGUUGGAUUCCGCGCUGUCUAUGCAGCUUACAAAAAUUUUGUUAAAAAAUCUGGAGUGGAAUCAAAGCUACCGCAAUUGGGUUACACUCAGGAACAGCUGCUCUGGAUCUCGUUCGUGCACCCCGUUUGUUUUGCUAACGUCGAACCAAACCAGCCGCGCAUUUACGGAGAUCAAAAGUUGACGAUGUUUGAAUACAUGCUCAUGAGUAUCUUGGCUAAUGUUCCGCAGAUUUCGCUUGAUUUUCAGUGUCCUCUUGGUUCUCAUAUCAAUCCUAAGGAUAAGUGUUCUUGGUUGUGAUCAUAAAGGGUCCUUCAUUUUACGAAUCUUGUUCUAAGUGAAUUUAUAAAAGUUUUUCGAUAAUUUUAUGUCAAACGUCAGUAAAAAAAAUAAUUAUCCGCUGUACACUAUAAGAAUAAAUUGAAACGAUAAUUAUAA